GUUCAUGCAGCCAGGCGCCUUCGAUUCAGCUCAGCCACCUGAUGGAUGACCUGCAGUACACAGUCUGGCUCACCUUCACGGAUGUCAAAGACUGGUAGAUGCGCUGGACAAUACAGUCACCCGGAAUCGCCCCGUCCCGGUUCCUCGUGGAACGGCAAGGUGGUGUCGUUCGACCAGGUCAAGCUCUUUUCGGACGAGGGAUACGGCCAGCAGCCGCGGCCACCUGUGACCCUCAAAAUCGACUCCACCUACCGCGUACAAGUCAACGUCGGAGCUGUCAAUGACAGCGGACACAUUCUGAGCAGCACGGUUUUCCGCAAGUUCAUCGGUCAUUCCUUCAUCGCGGUCAGCCAUGCCUGCAGGAACGUGCCAAGUCUCUCGCAAGUCUUGGCACACAGUCGCAAGAAGAAAGUGCGCUAAUUUCCAAAUGUAGAAUUGUUUGUGAUGUUCAUUCUUGUUGUUCAAUAAACACAUCUACCUGUUUUCUCAUGGAAUC
Rhipicephalus microplus (southern cattle tick) is the source of this 496-nucleotide messenger RNA. RefSeq lists its product as uncharacterized. NCBI's taxonomy places the organism in Eukaryota, Metazoa, Arthropoda, Arachnida, Ixodida, Ixodidae. Gene Ontology annotation, molecular function: DNA-binding transcription factor activity. Gene Ontology annotation, biological process: positive regulation of DNA-templated transcription. The record is from RefSeq and is a predicted model, not a curated record. Gene Ontology annotation, cellular component: nucleus.